GGUCAAGGCCAUUCGACUGCAAUGGCUCUUUUACAGUGGAGAAGAUUUAACUUUUUCGAUAAAGAAACUGUUAAAGACCCAGACACAGGUCAGGUGUUUGAUAAACUCAAGGAUGUGAAUGUGUCCGCGAGCGUGAGUGGUCAUGGUCAACUGAUCGUAGGCGACCACGAAGGAUUCCUGUACCUUGUGAGCAGACAGCUUAAACUCAGCGUAUUCAAGGCGUACGAAAUCAGAGUGUCCCACCUCUUCCAGCUUCGUCAACACAAUCUCCUGGUGUCGGUCGGAGAAGAUGAGCAAGGUGUCAACCCACUUAUCAAGGUGUGGAAUUUAGACAAGAUUGAGAAAGGAACACCAGUUUGUACAAGGAUAACCAGAGCUAUUCCAGGCAAUAAACCUACCCCUGUCACAUGUCUUGCCGUACAUGAAAACCUGGCCUGGAUGGCCGUGGGAUUUGAGAACGGGAGUGUGGUGCUUUUCAAGGGGGAUGUCACCAAAGACAGACACACCAAGACGAGGAUUGUGUACGAAAACCCGAAACCUGUCACUGGUUUAGCUUUUAAGACUUCGGGAUCUAAAUCUAUAUUCUUGUUUGUGGUUACGGACUCUCAGGUGGUUUCUAUAAACAUCUCGGGCAAGCAAGACCAGAAGAGUACCGUAGAACACUUUGGUGCCUCACCCCACUGUACAGUGAUGAGUGAUCAUACACAGGACCACCAGCUAGUCAUGGGCAGGCAGGAUGCGGUUUACUUUUACCAGCCGGAUGGCCGUGGUCCCUGUCUGGCCUUUGAGGGAGAGAAGCUCCACCUCCAAUGGUUUAGAGGGUACCUUAUAGUUGUAGGGAAGGAAAACAAGGCCUUACUUCGUACUGCUGUACUGGGCGGACAGAGUCUGGAGAUGAACAUUGUGACAGUGUACGAUAUACAGAAUAAAUUUAUCGCAUACUCGGCGCCGUAUCCUGACGUGAUCGGUGUGAUGUGUGAGUGGGGAAGUGUCUACCUGCUGGGCGGGGACAGAAAGCUUUAUCAACUCCAGGAAAAGGACACGCAGACCAAACUAGAAAUGUUGUUUAAGAAAAACAAUUAUCAGCUAGCUAUCAGCCUGGCCAAGAGCCAGCAGUAUGAUGACGAUGGUCUGAUCGACAUCUUCACUCAGUACGGAGACCACCUCUACGGCAAGGGCGAUCACGACGGAGCGAUCGACCAGUACAUCAAAACAAUCGGCAAGCUUGAGGCUUCUUAUGUCAUCAGAAAGUUCCUCGAUGCCCAGAGGAUUCACAACCUGACCAAGUACCUACAGGCCUUACAUAAGGCCCAGAGGGCCACAGAGGAACACACCACUCUCCUCCUCAACUGUUACACUAAACUCAAGGACGUCAGUAAACUCGACGAGUUCAUCAUGACGAAGGACCGUGAGGUGGACUUUGACGUUGAGACGGCCAUUCGUGUGUGUAGACAGGCGAGUUACUACACUCACGCUCUCUUUUUGGCGGAGAAACACGCUAAACAUCACUGGUAUCUCCGCAUACAACUGGAGGACAUCAAACAUUACCAACAGGCCCUCGAGUACAUCGGCAAACUGGAGUUUGACGAGGCUGAAGAAAAUCUGAAAAAGUACGGUAAAGUUCUGAUGUCAGAGGUUCCACGCCAGACGACAGAGUUACUGAAGCGUCUAUGUACGGACUACCGGCCAGCAGAUAAACCACUGGUAGACCAGAUGAACAUGGAUGGUGGAGGAUUAGGUAGGAUACAGAAGGCCAGCGCCGAGGAGUUCAUACACAUCUUCGUGAAUAACUCGCCAAAACUCACCGAGUUUCUGGAACAUAUGAUCAAGGUGCAGCCUAACUCCCCGAGCCUUCUCUACAACACCGUGUUAGAACUUUACCUUCAUGAUUACGUUCACGAGAGAGAUAGCUCUGUAAAAACAGAGAAAGUGAGAAGAACAGAGGACCUUUUAAAGAACCCAGAUGCACGUUAUGACCUUGAUCAAGCCCUAAUCCUGUGUCAGAUGAACAACUUCAAGGCUGGUAUACUUUACCUGUAUGAGAAGGCUCACCUAGUGUUUGAAUUUUCCCCCAGGGGACAGGAUCCUAACCUGUGGGUACAGGCGCUGUCGUACUUUGCGAGGAAGGAGGAUAACUGUAAAUCACAGCUCAUGGAGGUCCUUUCCCAAAUUGACAAAAAGAAUUUGUUACCUCCCCUGUUGGUGAUACAAACAUUAGCUCAUAACUCCACGGCAACCCUGUCGGUUGUCAAGGACUAUAUUAUCAGACGACUUCAGCUGGAGAAUGACCAAAUAGCCGAGGAUGAACGGCUUAUUAAACAGUACCGUGAAGACACGGAGAAAAAACGGGCACAGAUCGAGGAGAUGAAAACUACAGCAAAAAUAUUCCAGGCAUCAAAGUGUAACAUAUGUAACCAUCCACUAGAACUGCCGUCUGUUCACUUCCUGUGUGAACCUCACUCCUACCACCAACAUUGUUUCGAAAGUUACGCAGAGAAUGACUCUGAAUGCCCAGUUUGUGCGCCGGAAAACAGAAAAAUCAUGGAUAUUAUACGAGCACAAGAACAGAGCAAAGAUCUACACGAAUUCUUCCAUAAUCAGCUGGAGAGAUCGCAAGAUGGCUUUUCUGUGGUGGCCGAUUACUUUGGAAGAGGUGUUUUCAAUAAGGUGACAAUAAUAACGGAUUCUCCGACUAGACAAAAAGGCGGGGCUGGAACCAGUUAUCCCUCAAAACAUCUAUAAGGACAUCUUUUAAUUAAACAAGACUUGCUACAUUACUUUAAUGAAUUCAUGGCUGGUAUCCUGUGCCCAAGACUUGCGGCAUCUGUUAAUGAAAACACAUCAUGCCCUGUGCCUAUCAGGGAUGGCUGUUUGAGUGUAAUGAGAACUCAUCAUGUCUGCUUCUCCAAUGUUUACAAGACUAGUCGCAUCUUUAAAAUGUGAAGAAAUCUUGGUUACUCACUUGUGCCAACAAGACUACUCACAUUACGAUGAGAAUACCUUAUUGCUGUUCUCCGAGGAGAACCCUCGGGGUCAGGCUGGUGACCUCAUACAACAUCACUUCCAAUCCGGCAAACCCUUGCUAUCUUGUUUAAAAGAAUCUGCUGUCCACUGUGCUGUCUGACUUAGUGUUCUUUGUAUAUUGAAUUCUUGCCAUGUUACUACCCAAUAUUUACUUGACUCUUUGUUUUUUUGUUGACAAAAAGACCUUAUUGAAAUUAAAUUGGUAAACAGUUAUCAUCAGUAUGUAAAAUAGAGUGAAAUGUUAUUAUGGAAGGCGUUCAAGUGCUAAAAUAGGAUAUUUUGUUUUCAUUUCAGACAAGUCUGAGCAGAUGAACCUAUAUACAUGAAUAGGGAAACUAUAUUAAGUGCAAUAUAUGUGUGUGUAGGUGUGAACAUUAACAUGCUAGAGUAACCUUAAGUUCGGUAUUUCCUCAAUGAUAAGUCCAUGUUCAGUACCAUAAUGAUUCUGUAAUAAGCCCAGGGGUCCACUUUAAAAUGGGAGUUCAGAGGUUGAGGAUGGGUCUAUUGAAUGGAUAAGGAUUAUAUUAAAAACUAACUUAAAAAGGUGGUGGGCGGGAUAAUACCAGACAUGGGCUUAUUGACAGAUAAUUCGGUAAUAAGCCCACCAAUUAUAAAACGGAAGAAAACUUAAAUGUAUAAAUGUUCUUCUUGUUAAAGAUUUUUUUUUUUUUUUUUUUAAAUUAAGUUUUCACAAGCAAAAAACUAAAAAUGGAGGGGCAUUGUAGAUGUUGUGGGCAAAAUUCCAAAAUUUAGAUGGUGUUUACACAAUCCUUCACUUUGGAGAAAACACUUGUUUUUGAAGUUCAAUUGUUGUUUUGUUGUAACUGUUAAUUUGUUUAUACUAAUGUCCUGUGUGUCACUUCUGUUUUCUGUUAUUUUACAAAGGCACUGUCAUGAUUGUUGGUUUAUUAUUUCAUAUGCGAGUAAUUAGAUACCAAGGUACGUUUGGCUACAGAGUAGACUUUUACAUGCUUAACUGUUUUUGGUUUGUUAGCUGUCGUUAUUCUUACAGUGUGUUUGCUUGAAAUUAUAUAGCUUACAUCUACUAUGCAAACUGGUCCAGUCAUAGAAUUUACAAUUAAUACACCAUAGACAAUAGGUCUAUUAGAUAUAGAUUUCUUAUAGACCAGCUGAAAAUUUGAUAGACCAUAGCUUGACCAAGAAAAGUUUACUUAUUUUUAUGCUUGGUAACACAAAAUUAAAUAAAUCAUUUAUGUGCUAAUAUAAUAAAGAAAGAUAAGGAAUUGAACAAAACACCUUUUCCCCCCACGACAAAUCAUACCAAUGAAUCAAACACAUCAUAUAAAAUAACUUUAUAGACAAAUUGGUCUAUGAAGUAAAUAUUGUCUAUGAGUUGUCUCCCCUUUCUUUAAGUACGCCAAAAUGUUAUGUCACAAUUUUAACUUCGGCUUGGAGGAUAAAGAUUUUAGAUCCUUGUACCACUGCCAAAAAACUGUAACAAUGAAUUGGAAACCUUUUUUGGCAUGGAAAAAAAAAUCUUGAAAAGAAACCCUUACCUUGCAAAAUAUUAUGAAAACUUAAGAAAUGAAAUAAAGAUAUCAACAUAAGUUUCUGAGAUUAAAAAUGGAAUGGGGCCAGAUCUGGAUUCAUACCCAGGAUCUCCAAUUAAAUGAUGGCCACUCUUACUAACAGACCUACCUGAUCAGUAGUAAUUUCCCGGCCUAGUUCCACUACAGUCAUGUCCAAAACGGAAUUAAGGGGAGGUAACUAUGUAUGGAUACAAACGAUGAUGGAAUUCCUUAGCGUUGUGCCUUAAGUGGGACAAGGAUCCCAAAUCAAAUUUUCACAUUUGAGUUGAAGCCGGUUAUAGCUGCAUACAAGUGUUCCCAAUGAUAAUGAUUACAGUGUUGUAUUGUACAGCAAAUCGGCCAAAACUGUUGCUAGGGUUGAUUUUGGCUGAACAGCUGUGAAAUUCAACACUUUAAUAUACAUGAAUAAGUAUCAAAUACUCUAAUUAUUUUCAUGGGGAUCUAAUGUGAGGUGACAAUUACAAUCUGAGGCUCUUUGAAAUCCAGGAAGGUUUUACGAAACGUUCCUGAAACUCGAACCAUGAACUCUUAACCCUUUCACCCCUAAAAUGUAUGUAACUUUAGUAGACUCUCCCAUGCAUACAUUGCUCUGGAAGAGUCCUUAUGGUCUACAGUGGUGAAAGGGUUUAUUACAUACAGACAGUUCGCUCAUUGAGCCAUUUGAUCAUCUGAGAGAAUGCUAUUAUAUUCUUUGAGAAGGUCACAUAGGAAGAUUGAAAAGAGCCUAUGAUUGUAAAAAUAUUACUUUAAAUUGUGACCAUAUUAUUUUUGCUUAUAUAUACAUGUUAAGAUAGGUGAUGCAAUCACAAACAGUUGAUAUCAUUUCAAGAGCAAAAUGUGAAAACAAUUUGAACUCAAACUUUUAACAUUUUAGUUACAAAUGAGAAAUGACAUGAGAAAGUGUGUAUUGUAUUCCGUUGUUUUUGUCAGUCCUUGUCAUUGAAUGUCCCUAGUUAUCAAAAUAUUUUUUCUGUGAUAUCAUGAUACAAACCAAAUUGUAUUAUCAUCAAAAUUAUCUAAAUAAAAAAUUGAAGAUCCG
Molecule: messenger RNA, 5613 nt
Organism: Mizuhopecten yessoensis (Yesso scallop)
Lineage: Eukaryota; Metazoa; Mollusca; Bivalvia; Pectinida; Pectinidae
Product: vacuolar protein sorting-associated protein 11 homolog
Exons: 28
Coding region: 22-2742 (906 amino acids)
Biological process (GO): vacuole organization; organelle fusion; endosome organization
Cellular component (GO): endosome; HOPS complex
Molecular function (GO): protein-macromolecule adaptor activity; protein binding
Source: RefSeq, a predicted model, not a curated record